UUCAUUCUCCAAAAAUCAAGAGCAGAGAUGGGAAACACAUCCUCAAUCCCCAGUGGUCCUCCUCUGAAGAUUGUGAUGAUUGGGAAAACUGGUGUUGGGAAGAGUGCCGUUGGUAACACCAUCUUGGGUAAAAAAAAAAAAAAAUUUAAGUCUAAUGCGAGUCCAGAGUCGGUGACGGAGACCUGUGAGAUAGAAAGAGUUAAAUGUUCCAGAAAGAUCCAUGUGGUCGACACUCCUGGAAUUCUGGAUACGUCUACAAGUGCAGAACACAUAAAGAAAGAGAUCGCAAAAUGCAUCCACAUGUCCUCUCCAGGCCCUCACGUCUUCCUGCUGGUCCUUCAAAUCGGCAGGUUCACCAAAGAAGAAGAAAACUGUGUUCAGGCCUUGGAGAAGAUGUUCGGACCGAAGGCAUCGAACUACAUGAUCGUCUUGUUCACUCAUGGUGACAAGCUGAGUCAGCAGGGCACAACCAUACGUGAAUAUCUGCGAACCGGCCAUGUGAAGCUCACAGAGCUGCUGAACAGGUGUGGCAACAGGUAUCACGUCUUCAACAACAAGAAGAAAAGCAGAACUCAAGUGGUCAAGCUGAUCCAGAAGAUUGAUGACAUGGUGGCAGCAAACGGAGGAUCGCACUACAGCGAUGAAAUGUUUGAAGAGGCCCAGAAGAUUCUGCAGCAGAGUGAAGACAAAGACACAGCAGAUCCACUGUUUCAGAACCCAGCCUUCAUGGCUGAGCUGCAGGAGAGAGCAGUCCUGUUUCAAUCCACACUGGCUGAUGUCUCAAUGGAUGAAGAUGAAAGAACCCAUGAUCUUUCAUGACCUUCAUGACUCCAUGAUGUGGCCACAGUGGGUUUAGACACAAACCUCAUUGUCAUUUGUCAAUCAAUAAGAUGUAUAUUACAAUAAUUAUUAAAUAAUUUAUGUUGUAUAUAGUCUAUACACACAAUCAUUUUGAUAUUUUGGGGGAUAAAGAGUUAAAGCAUUAAAGACUCUGUUGUUGUAAUGAACUCUCAUACUGCCUCUUAGUGGACCAACAAAAGUAUUGCUUUGGUUUUUUUUUUUUUUUAACUUUUGGUGUCAAUGCUUAAUAACACAUUAAAUUAUCAUAGCAUGAAGAACAGAGUGUGUGUGGAUGUCACCCUGAAUCUUGCUUUUCAACCCUAUUUUUACAG
Stegastes partitus (bicolor damselfish) is the source of this 1172-nucleotide messenger RNA. RefSeq names its product GTPase IMAP family member 7-like. The transcript is spliced from 2 exons. Bases 28 to 819 code for a protein of 263 amino acids. The record is from RefSeq and is a predicted model, not a curated record. Gene Ontology annotation, molecular function: GTP binding. Lineage: Eukaryota; Metazoa; Chordata; Actinopteri; Pomacentridae.